This is a messenger RNA of Pyricularia oryzae 70-15, 4473 nucleotides long. RefSeq lists its product as uncharacterized. Gene Ontology annotation, molecular function: catalytic activity. Gene Ontology annotation, biological process: nucleoside metabolic process. The transcript has 2 exons. The record is from RefSeq and is a predicted model, not a curated record. The coding region runs from base 85 to 4344 and encodes 1419 amino acids. NCBI's taxonomy places the organism in Eukaryota, Fungi, Ascomycota, Sordariomycetes, Magnaporthales, Pyriculariaceae.
CUUCUUCCUUCAAGUUGGGCAUUCCGAGAUGGUCAUUUGACGGCGAAGGCUUGUCGACCCACGUAUGGAAAUAGAGCUCCGUGUAUGACCAUUUUUCUACUUUACCUAGCCUCUCUUGAUCCGACAAGCUGCCAUACUUCACAACCAAUGUUUUAUGGGGAAAGGAUGCCGACGCUAGCAGCAGAAGAAUACAUUGUCGCGUGGGUUUGCCCGUUGCCCGACGUCGAGUUGCCGCCCGCACGAUUGAUGCUAGACUACGAAUAUGAGGCGCCCAAGUACAACACUGACUACGAUAAGAAUACGUACAUCUUUGGCUCGAUUUGCGGCCAUGCGACAGUCAUCGCCACAAUGCCCAAGGGCAGGACGGGCAACGUGAACGCAGCCCGCAUAGCUGGGCCACUGCGAGGAAGUUUCCCCAGCAUCCGGAUCAUUUUGCUAGUCGGCAUCGGAGGCGCCAUACCGUUCGGGGGUAAAGAAUAUGAUGGCUCGGCCGAUAUGCCAGGUAACAUCUUCUUGGGUGACGUGGUGGUCGGGGCGCCUGGCGAUGGUGGUCCGAGUGUGAUACACUACGACCAUGGUAGAACAAAAAAAGAGGGGUUCGAGAUUGUGGGGAAAGACAUCAUCGCCCGCCCGGAUGACCGCAUCCUUAGUGGUCUCGCGGUUCUCAAGGCAAAUUAUGAUUUCGAAGGAGAGUGCAUCUUCGAUGCCGCAAUAACCAAGCUUAUGAGCAACGACUACAACAAGGAACGGUUCCGGGAACCUUCUCGGAGCACAGAUCUGCUCUUCGAGUCCUCUUACGACCCUGGAAGUGAGCAUUUGUAUGGCGACUGCAGCGCAUGCGACCACAGGCGCCUGAUCAAACGACCUGCUAGGCCGGUGGGCGGGAGUCACGGCCUGGUGUUCCAUUUUGGGAGAGUUGCAUCGGGCAACUCGGUGAUCCAAGUUGGGACCAGGCGCGACGAGAUAGGCAGGCUUUGCGACGGCGCAAUUUGCAUCGAGAUGGAAGCGGCGGGGGUGGACACGAGCGCGCCAUGUCUUGUCAUUCGUGGAAUUUCCGACUAUUCGGAUACACACAAGAACGAUCUUUGGAAACCCUAUGCCGCGGGGCAGGCUGCUGUCUUUGCCCGGACGCUGCUGAGGACGAUUCAAUCAAAUGAUAUUCGAAGUGCAGCGAUCUAUCGAAACAGCGGUCUCGCUCGUCUCCUAGAAGACUUCGAUCUGGUGAGGAGGCUGAAGUCUACUGGCGGGAAACAUGACGACAGCGGCAACGACGACUUCCAGCUGGCCCUCCAAAGCCUGGAGUAUGAAGACAUGAACAUUACAAGAUGCGGCAUCCAGCCGGUCAAGAGCGACACGGUCUCUUGGCUCUUUGCCCACCCAGUUUUCAAAGAAUGGAGAGACGGCAAACAUCAGGACAGAGAUAAAAACCUCAUUGCUCUCAAUGGCGGGCCAGGGACCGGAAAGUCCACAUUGAUGAAAGAAGCCUUUGAAAGGUUCUCGGAGGUUGCAGACACAGCGAGGCCGGCCGCUUCCUUCUUUUUCGGAAGAGACUCCGGAAGCAAAGAAACCAGUAUGUCUGUAAUGUUGAGGUCGCUACUUCAUCAACUUCUCCCUCAAAUCCCCAGCCAGCAAGCUCAGUUCACUCGUCUUUGGAGGGCAAAGCCACGGUCAAAGUCAUGGACAUGGACCGAGGCCGAGCUGCGUAUGACCUUUUUGAGAAUGCUGGAGGAACCGACUCCACGCAGGGUUUUUGUGUUUGUCGACGCGAUCGACGAGAGUGACUCACGGGAUAGAGUGUAUCGAUUUUUCAUCGACACAGUCAGAAUGAACUUCUCAGGCAAGGUGCCCUUGUCUAAAAGUUUGGCCGUAUGCGUAUCUCACCGGCUGGGAUACGACCCGUACACAAAGACUAUACACAUAUGUCUCGAGGACCACAACAAUCAAGCUAUUGUCGCCUUUGUUGAGCGUGAGCUUGACAUCUCUGUUGGACAUGGAGACGACAGAGCGUUACUGGCCACGGAGAUUGUCCGCAAGGCCAAUCACUGUUUUCUUUGGGCAUCUCUGGUACUCAGAGAGAUCCGGAUUGAGCGUGCUAGGGGUCGCAACCUAAUGGCACAACUAGAGUACGUCAAAGUACUCCCCGCACAGCUUAGGCAGCUCUAUACCUCGAUUCUGCGCAAGAUACAACCCGAGUUGCGUCCGGUUUCGCUGCGCCUUUUCCAAUGGGCCCUGUUGUCGUGCAGGCCACUUCACAUCUACGAAUGGCAUCAUAUCUUGCCCUUCAUCAGCGAAAAGCCUCCACUGUCUCUAUCUGAAUGGAAAUCAUCGAGCGAUUUCACUGGUGAAUGGAGAAAGCCAAAGGAUUCGACGUCGAGACACACCGCAGUGCCAGUUGCCGACGACAAUAUGCUCGAGGCGCGGAUCGCCGAGCUCUCAGGAGGCCUUAUAAAAGUUGACACAAUCUCGCCAGCUGAGACAGGGGACGAUCUUGGUUACGGGGGUGGGCAAUCGGCCACCUCGGCGGCAUUUGCAGGGUCUUUCGAUAUGCAUUCUGGUGCCUACAGGAUCGUAAAGCCUAGGCACGAAAGUGUCUAUGAGUAUUUUCUCAAGUCUCCCUGGGAUGGCUUUAAACUGCUGGGAGAACCCUCACCGAAUCCGGUUCCGCUGGGUCAUUGUUCAAUCAUGAACACGAUGCUGGACUAUAUCAAAAUUCGGGAUCUUGACGACUUCUUAAUGCCGCCAUCAGAUAGAGAUUAUCGAUCCGUCGGCAGCAAGUUCUCGUCUGUGAACAGCUCACGGUAUCUUGAUACACCUGAUGAUCGCUUUUCGGGAGACAUGGACCCAGAAUUUGACUCGACAGCGAAAAGCUAUGCUUCUCGAAGCUCAUCUGGGAGUCGAUCAACAAUUGCUGAUCGAUAUGUUCACGGAGAGCCUUCGAUGCUAAUCCAGCCCUGGGACCCUAGGGGUUUAACUCGCGACGAGAUGAAACCAGAGAACAGAGCUCUAUCAGACGGACUCAUUUCUCUAGCUGCCGAAGCUCUUGGCAACCCAAGGUUACAGUGGACCCAAACGUGGUUGAACAUGCAACUCGGUUUACGCAAUGUUCGGAGCGACCCCGAACUUGACCAGCCGAAGCCACCUAUACCCCCAUCGACGGUUGCGCAUGCAAUGCUGGCAGAAAGUCCUGAUCUUUUAGCGUAUAUCAGCUCGGCAUUCUUUUCGCAUGCAACACGAUCACCAAGUUCAUCUGAUGAAGUCCGUCCCCUUAUUACCCGUCUUUCUACGGAUAAAACUUGGGAAAGAUUGUCCUCUCUCUGCGGUGCAGAAACAUCAGGGUCUUCUUUGAUCUAUCAAGCUUAUAAGCUCAAGCUGGCUCCAUGGAUUGAGGUACUGGUCGGCACUUCUACACCGCAGCAAAGAAUCGCAGCGGGUCAUGAAGCAAUUGUGCAACGCAACAACCGAAUGCUAAAGCUGAUGCUCAAGAGAUUCAAGUCUCUGGUUUCAGAUGUAGAUGAGACUGGAGCGACUUUGCUCAGUCAUGCGGUGGUUUUACUAAACACUUCCGCGUCCUUCGUGCUGAUCGACCACGGUGCCGACGUAUCGGCGGCUAGAACGUCACUGCUUUCGGGCUCCGCAAACGCCUGUGCUGUGGACAGUGAGAGUAGUUCAGAGGUCAAGCACGUGAGAGCUGAGAGCACCAGGCCGUUCACUCUUGUCCUGGGCAAGCUGCUGCGGCACUGCGCCUGUAAGGAUGCCCGACGACGAUCAGCUAAGCACGAAGCUGCUUUCGACCGUCCCUGCAAAGACUUGAGAUCUCAAGCAAGACUUUUGGAGAAUACUGGCGAGUGUGACGGAGAGGAAACGGCUCUGAUGGCUCGAAUACAGCUCAUUGGGCUUAUGGGAGACUACCAUCUCUUCCGCAGCAAAGCCUGCUUGGACUCGAUUACGAAACACUUCUUCUCGACAUUUUGGGAAUUCAAUCAAGCUCCCUUUUCGAAUUCGCGUCGGUCGGAAAGAUGCAUGAUGGAGAUUGCAAAUCAUCUUCUUGGAGUCUUGUCACGGACCGCAACCUUUGCUUGGGACGACCUCGUGCGGGUUUGGGUGGGAUCAUGUGGACAAUAUCUAAACAGUAUGGGGCAAGGGACACUUUUGCACUAUUCAGCUACAUUGGACAUCCCAGGACUUACCGCUGCGGUCAUUCGGCACGGCAUCGAUACCUCAACGCUCGAUCUUGAGGGUAAAACGGCGUUGCAGGUUGCCACCGAGCAUGGCAACAACGCCGUAGUGGCGGUCCUUCUCGAGCACCAACAUGGCACCGGAAUUACAUUUCCAGAGAUAAAAUAAAAACAAUGGGAGAUUGGCAAACAAAUGAACCUCCGACUCCGUUCUCUAUAUUUCCAAUCCUCUCCAAUGCUGCGUUUCAAACAGAUCGUGUCUUUAAUGUAACUCCCCAACGUUGAUGCAUUCACGAUG